CGCGCACUGGCGAUAAUUCAGUCUAGAAUCUAGCCACCUUGAGCCAGUCGUCUUGGCGUGACCCAAUAUAUAGCCUAUGUUUAGUUCAGAACCGCUGAUUUGCAACAGUUUUUAAGUUGUGAUAGUUUUUUUACGGAUAUUCAUUCGUGAAAAUGCUGUAAUGUUUUUGGAAAAACAAAGGCAAAAUCCUCCGUGAGACGUAGCUUACAUCACAUCAUGUAGCCUACGAAUUAUUUGGAAAGCUCGGUCGACAGAGGAACGAACCAUCGAGGAUGUAAACAAUACCAUGCCCUGUCUCUCACGCUUUUUGGCGUGUUUCUUACGUUUGACGAACGUUGUCUUACUUGAGCUACUCGAAUUCUUGAUUUAACAACAAGGAGUCCGGGAGACGACACCAGCGCGAAGAAUUAUAGAAUUAAAACAACUUAAUAUUUCCCCGCUGUAAUGGGCGGCAAUUGCUAUAUAGAUCCAAGAACGUGUCCAAUAGAAAUGUGUGCUUAAGGACUUUGCUGAGGAAACGAGUGCACACUCGUAUGUGGCCGGCUAUGCGACUUGCAGCAUCAUUGGAGCUCUUCUCGACCUGACGGGAUUUUUCUUGGACUACAAGGUGUUAGUUCAGCAUGAAUUGGGGCUUAGGCUAGUAAUUAUUAAAAUGACCGAUUAUGUGACUGGACUACAAGGCUGAGUGUCGCCAUCAAUGUCAUUAUCAGAUAUUUAACAUAGGCUACUGCAAAUAUUAUUGGAUUCAUGUGAGACAACAAAUUGCACAACAAAAGUUAUGGUCAUUGAUGGAGAGCUUUUUUUUGGUUAGACUUUCAAUUUCGAGGGGCCAACACCACAGGGUCGUCCCCAACUAUCCCAUUACAAGACUAACUUCAAAUAGGAAUCUUUGUUGAUGCUGUAAUUCCAAAAGUGGAGUUAUGUCUCGCAGGCCAGACUAGUGGAAGUCUUGUACUCUUCACCUGGCAUCAGGACGCCAGCUAGUUCUGAACUUAUCUUGAACCAGUACUAAACCAGUAUUCAAAUAUGGUUAGCACAACAUAGAAGGUUCAAACUCAUUUUCCCCCUUCAUCAAGUCUUAACUGCAGUUCACAUUGAAACCAUCAAGAAGAUGGGUGCCAGACAGACGAAAGGAGCAGGCCCAGAUGCUGGACCUAGCCCACAACAUGGCUGGAAACGGACACCAAGCAAAGAAAGAGGUGACAUCUUUGCGUCAUUCAUGUUGAGGUCAGGUGAUCGCCUGGGCCGUGGCGGGACGGCACCCCCCUACCAGCGGCGUAUUUGCAUGAUCCAGGACAUGCUGCUACUCGCCAGACAGGGCCGACAGGAUGAGGCCACAGAGAUGCUGAAGACACUCCGACAGGACUUGGGGAUGGAGUCCACAUCGCUGGAUGAUGUGCUGUACCGCUACGCCAGCUUCAGGAAUCUGGUGGACCCCAUCACUCACGACCUCAUCAUCAGCCUGGCCAGAUAUGUCCACUGCCCUAAGACGGAGGGGGAUUCUCUGGGCGCCAUGGAGAAGGUGUGUCGCCAACUGACCUAUCACCUUAGUCCUCACUCUCAGUGGAGACGCCGGGGCCUUCUAAAGAGGAAGCCUCAAGCAUGUCUUAAGGUGGUGCUGUCCACUCCUCCCCCCAGCGGAGCGCUGGACCUAUCAGGGAUUCCCCUUGUAGUGAGGGACAUGGAGCGGCUGUGCUGCCACCUGCAGCGUCAUGCAGCCACCCUGUGCAGCCUGGAGCUGGGCUUCACCGAGCUCACAGACGAGGCCUUCCUCCUGCUGCUGCCCACCCUGGCAGCUCUGCCACAUCUGGAGACCCUGGCGCUGAACGGCAACCGUCUGACGCGUGCUGUGCUCAAGGAGCUGACGGACAGCCUGAAGGACCCGGACAGCUUCCCUGGUGUGACCUGGAUCGACCUGGGCAACAACGUGGACAUCUUCUCGCUGCCUCAGCCCUUCCUGCUCAGCCUGAGAAAGCGCUGUCCCAAGCAGGGGAACCUGCCUACCAUCCUAGAGUUUGGAGAGAGCCAGGUCAGCGAGCCGGAAUGUAGAGGUGACGAUGAUGACGCUAACAGGACAGAGAGCAUGGGGGAGCUGCGCUCUGAAGUGGAAGGGGAGAUGGACGGAGAGACGGAGAUAGAGGAGAUGAUGGAGGAGCUGCUUGACUUUGAUAGAGAGGUGCAGGGAAAGGAGGAUGAGCUGGAGGACAGCAUGUGGACCAUGGAGGAGAAGGGGAAGGAGAGGAAGAGGGAGGAGUCACAGGGGAGGGUGGUAAGGGCUGAGAGGGAGGAGGACGAUACACACAGCAAUUCCUCCAAUCCGUCUUGCUCCAGCCCAUCUCUGAACUCCUCAGGAGCCAUUGAGCCAAUGAGAGAGGAGGGUGGUGAUUAUGUGACUGACAAAUCGGAUCAUCUGACUUGAUGGAAGCCUGUUUUCUCUCUGCCUGUAUUUCCCUUCCAUGGCAAAGUAUUGUCCAGAGGGAAAGAAGAGUAUAAGAGGAGCAAAAAAAACAAAGGGUGUAUGGAAAAGGAGAGAAGCAAAUGUAGAGAUUGUGUAGAGAAAGAAAAGAAGAAGAAAGAGAGGAGAGAUUGCUAGUCACUUCAGACACGUUUAAGAUAACCUCUGUUGAGAUUAGUUUGCUAGACAGGAGUGCAUCGUUAUGAGAGAAGGUAAUAUUUGAAUCAUGUUUUUGCUCAUCUUAUUUUUCCUUUGGAGCACAGCAUAGUACAGAUGUGUUUUCCGUCUUCCAGCAUAGGAAACAUUUGUAUUAUAGUUUAAGAACUGCUACAUGAACACAUGUAGGCUAUUUGUUAUUCAUGUCAACUCUGACACAAAUUAGGGGGUUCAGAUUGUCCCUGCUGAGCCUGUCCUGCGAUUGUAAAUAUGCCUAUAUGUGCCUGGCACUUCCAGUCUGUUUGUGUCAGACAGACUGGAAUACAGACAGACAGUGUAGAAUGGGUUGAGUGAGACAGGCCUGUUCUCUUCUGUCUCUGUUUACAGUUCCGUUCUCUGAUGCUUAUUGUAUGCUCCAGAAUGAGUAGUCACUCAUGUUAUGAGUGAGUUAUUGGACUGAGAUGCACUUUGGUGGUCAAAGUGUUUUGGACCUAAUAUCAGUGAAGUAUGCAAUGGAGGAAUAAUGGUGAAAAAAAACGUAAGGGCCAACAGGGAAUGGUAACUAAAUUAGGAUUAGGGAUCCAAAGAUCCAGCCACAUUGUCAUCUAACCUUUCCUCUUAAAUAUAGCUUUUAAAUGCUUACAGUGCUGUAUUUAUUCACUUGGCUAGAACAUUAUUAUCAUGCAUGUAAACCAGUCUGCAUACAUUAGCAUUACGCAUGUAAACACGUCUGCAUACUUAACUAUAGCCUACAGGUCUGUCCAGAAGUAGAACAUCCCUUAGGCAACACUGUAGCCUGUGUAGCUGUCCACUAGCUAGUGUUUUUCACCACUUGUGGGUCAGUCAACAUAAAUACGUCAUUAUGCUAAUGUUCUUGAUAUGAUGUCAAUUUGACCCUUUAAACUCAAUGGCUCCUGAAUAUUCAUGGUGAUCAUGGUUGCCAGCCAUGCAGGGAAAUAUUCUACAUUGGUGCAGUUAGCCAACAUUCAAUGCAUUCAAAGCAGAAUGAAACAAUAACCUUAUAUAGAGGCUCUAGAGCAAUGUCACUCCCAUAAGGCAGGCUACGUGAGGCACCCCUAUACACUUUCUUAUUUUUAUUUUUUAAGUUCCCUCGAUUCUCAGGUCUUUGAAGACAAACUCUCUUCAGAGAUAGUCCUAUUGAACGGUUGUGUAUGUUUUCUGUAACUUCUAUGGUCUACUCUUGGUCUAGUGUACAUACACAAUUGUUCUGUUUUCCUGUUAGUGGUAGUGAGUAAACUAUGUCCUGGAUCAGCAGCUUCACAGCCCAUGGGCUUCCCUCACUUCCAGGAUCGUCUACAAAUCUUUAAGCAAUUUGUCUCGCUUACACCCUUUGUCUGUGUUUACUCUUAAUGCAGACAUAGUGUUCAAGGAAUACAUUUUAGAAUAAACCCUAUAUAAACAUGACGUUUCAAACCUGAUGACUUGAUGCCUUGCCAUGAUUAA
Molecule: messenger RNA, 4075 nt
Organism: Hypomesus transpacificus
Lineage: Eukaryota; Metazoa; Chordata; Actinopteri; Osmeriformes; Osmeridae
Gene: lrrc75a
Product: leucine rich repeat containing 75A
Exons: 4
Coding region: 1112-2419 (435 amino acids)
Source: RefSeq, a predicted model, not a curated record